This is a messenger RNA of Penicillium egyptiacum, 1752 nucleotides long. NCBI's taxonomy places the organism in Eukaryota, Fungi, Ascomycota, Eurotiomycetes, Eurotiales, Aspergillaceae. The record is from the annotation of a GenBank genome assembly.
AUGUGGCCCUUUUCAACGUAUCCGGAGAAGACAGCGGGUGAUGUAGCCGGAAAGACAUUCGACUACAUCAUUGUCGGUGGCGGUACGGCUGGAUGCCUAAUUGCGCACCGCCUUUCUGCAUCCCCAAACGCAUCAGUCCUAGUAUUGGACAAGGGUCGCGUCAACGCCGGGGUUCUCUCACGGAUUCCACUACUUGGCAUCCUGCAAAGUGGGGUCGUCCGCUACCACGCCGAACCCAACGCCCAUCUGCGCGGGCGACAUGUGCAACUUCUAGCUGGCGAAAUGCUGGGUGGUACUAGUCGCGCUCACUCCAUGGUAUGGAGUCCCGGUGGCCGUCCGGAAUUCGACGGCUGGGCCCGUGAGCUUGGGUUGGACGAAUGGAGCUGGGAGAAGGUAGCGCCGGCUUUUGCGCGAGUUGAGAAGGCAAUUCAACGCAAAGGGGCGGGCGAUCUAGGACCCAUGCCGUAUGUAGAUGCAGCGAUGGAGAGAGUAGGACUGGAUGACGGAGGGGGAAAGAGAGGCACUCAGAGAUACACCCGCAGCGAGGUCUCGGUCGAUGCAGAUGGGAACAGGGUCUCUGCCUUGACGACGUGGCUGAAUGCAUCGGUUGUCAAUAAAAGGGAGGGGCGACUGACGGUGUGUACAGGCGUGACAGGAACGAAGCUCGAGUUGGCGGAUGACGGAACGAGGGUUACGGGCGUAUGGAUUAAUUCCGGAGUCGGUGCAGACACUUUGGUCAAGGCUCAACAGGAGGUUAUUGUCUGUAGCGGGGUCUUCGGCACGCCGCAGCUGCUAAUGCAAAGUGGCAUCGGACCCAAGGACCAUUUGUCCGCUCAUAAAAUUCCCGUGGUGCAUGAUCUUCCCGCAGUGGGUGCGAAUUUAACCACCCACAUCCUCGUACCAGUUAUGACAGAGCUCCCACUUAAGCAGACACUGCAUAUCAUUCAGACGGUAGCUAUCUUAUGGCACUUUUUGCUGUGGCUCUUCUCCGGCACUGGACUGCUUGCCUCUAACGGUCAAUGGGGCGCCGCGUUUUUGCACUCGGAUACGCUCAACGAGGCAACAAUGACAGUGACCCCUCCUGAAGACAGCGAGAAGGAAGUGACUGAUCUUGAGAUCUUAAUUCUCCCACUCAGCACGCUCAUAGAGCACGGUGUCCCCGGAGUGCCCUGCAUGACAUGGUACGCGGCUCUUGUGCAGCCUCACACUAAAGGCAGCGUCGAGCUCACGUCUAGCUCUGACGCGAAAGCACAGUUGAAAAUUACACUCCCAUUGCUGGUUGACUCUCGCGACAGCGCGCGGCUGCGUAAGGCGGUGCGGUUCGCUAUGCGGUUGGCAGACGAGUUCGCGGGACCGGAGGUCGGGUAUCCACACCCGGCACCCUUAACGAUGGCUCCGGGGAUGGGGUUAGAGUACUUAGAUGGUCUUAUGGACAAGAAAAAGAGCAAGAGUGAUAAGAGAAAGCUUACGAAGGCGUUGCCACCACAGAAGGACGCUUGGAGAACUGUGACUGACACGGAAAUUGAUGAGUAUAUCAAGAGGCUGGUGACAGGGAGCUAUGAUCCUGCUGGCACGUGCCGGAUGAGUCUUACGAAGGAGGACGGUGUAGUAGAUCAGAGCCUGAAGGUACAUGGGGUGCGCAACUUGCGAAUUGCAGAUGCAAGUGUGCUCCCCCGGUGUGGGGGUGCUUCGAUCUCGGCGUCCAUUUAUAUGGUUGGGGAGCGGUGCGCUGAGUUCGUCAUGAAGCAUUAG